Pelodiscus sinensis (Chinese soft-shelled turtle) is the source of this 1282-nucleotide messenger RNA. The record is from RefSeq and is a predicted model, not a curated record. NCBI's taxonomy places the organism in Eukaryota, Metazoa, Chordata, Testudines, Trionychidae.
AUGUUUCUGUUCACACAGGGACAACAGUUACUGGAGGAUUCGGGGAAAGACAUCUACGGUCUUCUCCCCAGCCCUCCUCUGUCCCACCCCCAGGUCCAUCCCCCCUGGCCUGCCCACAGUAGUUUCUCCCACCCCCACUUCCCCUGGCUGCACACUAAUGUUUCUGUUCACACAGGGAGUGGGCAGCAGUCGGUGACUGGCGUCUCUGCUGUGGAUGACAGCAACAGUUACUGGAGGAUUCGGGGAAAGACAUCUACGGUCUGUGAGAGGGGGACGCCUGUGAAAUGUGGGCAGUCCAUCCGGCUGACCCACAUCAACACUGGGCGAAAUCUGCACAGCCAUCAUUUCACAUCACCUCUCUCUGGGAACCAGGAAGUUAGCGCGUUUGGGGAGGAUGGCGAAGGAGACUACCUGGAUGACUGGACUGUUCUGUGUAGUGGGACCUACUGGGUGCGGGAUGGCGAAGUACGGUUCAGACACUCAUCUACUGAUGUGCUCCUGUCUGUGACCGGGGAGCAGUACGGGCGACCUAUCCAUGGCCAAAAGGAAGUGCAUGGCAUGUCCUACUCCAACCAGAACAACAACUGGAAGGUGAUGGAGGGGAUCUUCAUGAAGCCCAGUGAGCUGUUGAAGACUGACUCUUACCACGCUGAGUUAUGAUGCACUGCGCUGGGGCUCCUCAGUACCCUUACCACACAGUGUUCAGCUCUGGUCUGCCUCUAGAUGCUUCUCGAGAGACUCUGUUCCUCAGUGGUUGGCACAGGCCAAGGAGCAGAGCCCUUGGUCCCCUGGUUAUUCUUGUGUGACUCAUUCUGUGUGUUAUUUAGGCCUGUGUCUCUCAGGGUCCUACUGCAGUUGGCAUUCUCCCUGCAGAGGGGCUAAGAGAAUCUCUCCCUCCACAGGAAAAGCAGAAAGAGGGGACUUGUUUGUCACCUUGUACCGAGCCCAUUCUCCCUGUAGCUACCCUCUGGGAGUCAGCUGCCGUGACAUCUUGUCUCUGUAAGCGCCAUGGUGCUGAUGUUCAUGCCCAGCCGUGCCUGGUGGGGGGAAAGUUGCCGACUAGAACUGGGCUCAUAAAAAAAAAAAUCAAUUGUCAAAGAGUAGGUGAUGCUUUAUCUUGCUCCCCGUCAUAUUUGCUUCCCGACUGAAUUACUCCAGCAGGCAUCGAAAUCAACAGCAGCUCCCACGGGGCAGGCAAGGGUCACGAUGCAUCCACUGACGAGUGGCACAGAUUAAAAAAAGAACUAAUAGCACUUACGAAAUAAAAAAGCCCCCGACCGCU